Molecule: messenger RNA, 1829 nt
Organism: Amorphotheca resinae ATCC 22711
Lineage: Eukaryota; Fungi; Ascomycota; Leotiomycetes; Helotiales; Amorphothecaceae
Exons: 2
Coding region: 64-1680 (538 amino acids)
Biological process (GO): lipid metabolic process
Source: RefSeq, a predicted model, not a curated record
ACACAACUUACCCUCUCGUUCAUCCUAUCCUUAUACGUUUAUAUCAUUAUAACGCUCGCCACCAUGUCCAUCGAAACCCCCUUCCCACACCUAACCUGUACCUCUGCAGCCCCCCUCCAGCGGGACGUCCGCCGCGUCUACCAACACAUCUUCAAGUCCCGCCUCGCGGCCGGGACGGUACGGCCUGUCGUGGCUCCAUACCAUUAUUACGGCAUUGUCCUCCUCUUUGUCUACCUAUGCAUUCCACACACGAAGUCGCCGUUGGUGUACGCGGCUCGCUGGCCGGUGCUGGCUGCCAUCGUGCAUUUCCAGUGGAAGGAGCUAUGCGAGACGAGUAGUGGGAGCACGGAUAUCGCGUACUAUGCCGGUGUUGCGUCGGCGUGGCUGAUGGUGCUGAGUGCGACGUGGUUGGUGUGGUGUAGACCGCAGUUUGAGGCGCGGAGGUUGAACAGGCGGAGAAGGACGGCGGUGGUAGUGGUGGGCGGGGCGGAGAAAGGAGCAGCGGAGGGCAAAGCGAGUGGGAAUGCUGUGGCGGGAGACAAAGGUCUGAAGCAGCGGCGCGGGGUAACUGGGGAGUGGCUGUACUACUGGCAGCCAUACCCAGAUAACCUCCGCGAACGAAUCCCCUGGGUCUUCGACCUGCUGUCGAACUACCGCGGCGUUGGUUGGAACUGGGCCAUUACCAAGGUGCCCGAUAUCCCACUCCCUAUCAAACAGCAGCUCGGAGAUCCCAUUGAUCACAAUCGACCAAAGGGAGGCUCCCACCGCUACUUUACCACCCGGCGCGCUCACUUCAAGCAUCAUUUCCCGCGCUUCAUAGUUCUCUACCUCCUUCUCGAUGCCAGCAAGACGAUUGGGGCCAAAGACCCCUACUACGCCUUCGGACCAAACACCUACGCUCUCCCUCCGUAUCUUCAAAAUCUCUCUCCUCUGACGCUCUACGCCUACCGGUGGGCCCUGAGUUCCUUCGCUACUGUUGUCUCGCUGAACUUGCUCUUCAGCCUGGGGGCGCUGGUCGCGGUCGUUCUCCUCGGACCGCGAGUCCUAGGCCCGACAUUCGAACCCUGGUGUUUCCCUGAAGCGUGGGGUUCACUCGCCGACAUAUACGACGGAGGCCUGGCCGGGUUCUGGGGCAGCUGGUGGCACCAAUCCUUCCGCUUUGCCUUCUCCGCGCCGACCAAUUUUCUGGCCCGUAAAGGGUACUUGGAUCCACGGUCAACUACGACUCGGGUGCUGGCCCUCUUCGUGGGGUUUGGGCUCUCGGGCUUCGUGCACGCAGGGGGAUCGCUGACCCAGCAGUCGCACACAUAUCCCUGGCACUCAGCGCUCUUCUUCCUGGUGCAGCCGCUCGGCAUUCUGCUUGAGCAGGCUUUCUGCUCCCGCUUCCGAUCGGGCAUCGCGCGACUCCCGCGGUUCGUCCGGCGGGUAGGGAAUGCGGCAUACACGACGAUAUGGUUCCUGUGCACGGCGCCGAUGCUCCAGAAUGACAGUGCGCGCGGAGGCAUGUUCCUCUUUGAGCCGCUCCCGCUGAGCCCCACCAAAGGCCUGGGCUUCGGGCUCCCGGACGAGGGGUGGUGGUACCUGGACUCGUACCUGAGCCGGGGGGAGAUUCCGUUGUGGUAUCAGGGGAAGCACUGGUGGCAGAGCGGGGUCAGGGUUGAUGCCUUUACGACUCUAUAAAGCAGAUUACUGAGCGUGGUGUUGUUAUUACUGGAGGAAGAUUGAUUACAGCCGCCUGACUGAGAGGGCCGUUGAGACUGGCGCAGAGCGACACACCUAGGUGAUCAACUCAGAAUAGAAAUGAAUCAUUAUUGUAUACGGAGUCAUCG